GCGGCACCACCCCCCUCUAGUGCACGGUGUGAGCGCUCAUUCAGCUUUAUCGCCCAGAGAAGCGCUGUGGUUGCAGAGAAGUGCACAUAUGCUUCGCUUACAGGCAGUUUAAACAGGAUGUAGCGACUGAAACAGACUACGGAAAGAGAGAGGCAGACGCAGAAGAAAAGAGCGGCUCGAACUGUGUGAUGUGACAAACAGCAGACAGACAGAAAUGACCGCCUCAGCGGAGGAGAGGAAGACGACUAGAGGGGUCCCGGUGAGGAGGCACCUCGCCGCCGCUGGCAGGUCUUGACGGCUGCUCCCGGUGACCUGAGAGAGCCGAGCUGUAAGCAGCAGGACGUUACCCACGCUGAAAAACACAGCACAGCCGGAACAGUCCACGACAACCUUGAGAGCGACCAUGGCGAGCCAGAGCGAUUGCUGUGUGAAGGUUGCGUUGAGGAUUCGUCCUCAGAUGGCCAAGGAGAAGAUCGAGGGCUGUCACGUGUGCACGCUGGUCACACCUGGAGAACCGCAGGUCCUCCUGGGAAAGGACAAGGCCUUCACGUACGACUUUGUGUUCGAUAUUGACUCAGAGCAGCAGCACAUCCACCAGACCUGUGUGUACAAGCUCAUCGAGGGCUGCUUCGAGGGCUACAACGCAACCGUGUUUGCUUAUGGACAGACGGGCUCAGGGAAGACCUACACCAUGGGGACGGGUUUUGAUGUGAAUAUGAGCCUGCAGGAUCAGGGCAUCAUCCCACGGGCCGUUCACCAGCUGUUUGAGGGCAUCCAGAACAGGAGGGAUCGAGCCCAGGAGACCGGCAUCCAGCCGCCAGAGUUUAAAGUCAGCGCCCAAUUUUUGGAGUUGUACAAUGAGGAGAUCCUGGACUUGUUUGAUGGAACCAGAGAUCCAGAGAGUCGCAGCAGGAAGUCCAACAUCAAAAUCCACGAGGACGCCAACGGCAGCAUCUACACCACCGGAGUCACUUCCAGACUGGUGCAGUCAGAGGACGAGCUGCUGCAGUGCCUGAAGCUUGGGGCUCUGUCCCGUACCACAGCCAGCACACAGAUGAACGCACAAAGCUCCCGCUCACAUGCCAUCUUUACCAUCCAUCUCUGUCAGAUGAGGGUCUUUCAGCAGCAGCAAAUGAAUGGAGGAGAGGAGAACGGUGAAGUGAACGGCGUCGACUCCUCCCCCAUUGCCCAGCCGGAGUACGAGACCCUGAUGGCCAAGUUUCACUUCGUGGACCUGGCCGGCUCAGAAAGGCUCAAACGCACGGGGGCCACUGGAGAAAGGGCUCGAGAGGGAAUCUCUAUUAACUGUGGACUGCUGGCUCUUGGAAAUGUGAUCAGCGCUUUAGGUGAUCAGACUAAGAAAGGCGGACACGUCCCAUAUAGAGACUCCAAACUUACCCGACUGUUGCAAGACUCGCUGGGAGGCAACAGCUGCACAGUCAUGAUUGCCUGCGUCAGCCCGUCGGACCGGGACUUCAUGGAGACGCUGAACACAUUGAAGUACGCCAACCGUGCCCGAAACAUCAAGAACAAGGUGGUGGUGAACCAAGACAAGACCAGCCAGCAGAUCAACGCCCUGCGUGCAGAGGUGGCCCGACUCCAGUUGGAGCUGAUGGAGUACAAGGCGGGUAAGCGUGUGGCAGGUGAGGAUGGGGCUGAAGGCUACAGCGACCUGUACCAGGAGAACACCAUGCUGCAGAGAGAAAACGACUCGCUGCGCCUGAGAGUAAAGGCCAUGCAGGAAACCAUCGAUCAUCUCAACACACGGGUGACACAUCUGCUGGCCAAUGAGGUCAGCACUCUGCUCACCAAGUCAAGUGAAGGCAAUGAGGAGAUUGGAACGCUAAUACAGAACUAUAUCCGAGAAGUUGAAGAACUCAGAUCCAAACUCCUUGAGAGCGAGGCCAUGAAUGAGUCGCUACGACGACAGGUGGCACGGCUCUCCUCUCGUUCCUCGUUUCCAGCCUCUGCUCUAAGCCCAGCCCCCGGCCAUCCCCCUGGGUCCUCCCCUAUAUCUAUGUCCAUGGAGGCCGAGAUGACGGAUGUUCUGCGGCGCGCCAAGUUGGACAUCGAGCGGCUGAAGAAGAAGGAAAGACGGCAGAGAAGGCUGAGCCCAGAGUUGGAGAAAGGUCUCAAGAAACGAGUAAAGCUGCACACUCAGGAAAACGGGGAGAAUCGGCGAAGCGGCGAAAAUGGACAGAAUGGAGAGAUUGAUUCAGAUGACAAUUACACCGAGGAUAUCAUGUCUCCGCUGCAGGAGGAGAGUGGCUGUGAGGAAGAUGAAGGCGAAGAUGAGGAGGAGGGCAGGGAGGAAGAGGACGGUUUUGACAGUGACGAGAGCCUGGUGGAUUCAGAUUCCGACUCGGAUGAGAAAGCCAACUUCCAGGCAGAUCUUGCCGACCUAACCUGUGAGAUUGAGAUCAAGCAGAAGCUGAUCGACGAGCUGGAGAACAGCCAGCGGCGUCUGCUGAUGUUAAAGCUGCAGUACGAGGAGAAGCUCAUCCUGCUGCAGAACAAGAUCAGAGACACGCAGCUGGAGAGAGACCGCGUGCUGCAGAACCUCAUGUCCAUGGAAAACUACACUGAGGAGAAGGCCAGCAAGAUCAGGCAGGAGUACGAGAAGCGCCUCAAAGAAAUGAACCGUGAUCUGCUGAAGCUGCAGGUGGCGCAGAAGGAGCAUGCUCGUCUGCUCAAAAACCAGGGGAGGUAUGAGCGGGAACUGAAGAAGCUCCAAACUGAGGUCAACGAGAUGAAGAAAGCAAAGGUGGUGCUGAUGAAGCAAAUGAAAGAGGAGCAACAGAGAAGGAGGAUGGUGGAGGCGAAGAGAAAUCGAGAGAUUGCUCAGCUUAAGAAGGAGCAGCGGCGACAGGAGUACCAGAUUCGGGCGCUGGAGUCUCAAAAGAGGCAGCAGGAGCUGGUGCUGCGCAGGAAGACCCAGGAAGUGACGGCCCUGCGGCGCAUGGCCAAGCCCAUGUCGGACCGCGUGGCGGGUCGAGUUGCCCGCUGGAACCAGGCGCCUCCAGUUACGGACUCCGGAGCUGAUUUGUCGGCCAGCACAACGGCAAGCUCCGAGGCGGAGACUGCGAGGACCGUGAGCGGACUGGUGCGCCAGUGGAACAACAAGAACAAUGCGUAUGGAUACAUGGCAGAGAGCGAGGGGAGCAUGGAUGGAACACGGGUGAUUAGCAGGAAGAAGCUGCAGAGGAAGCCAGUGGGCCUGGGCAGCACCGCACCUGCAGGCAGAGCCAACAGCUUCUCCAAGUCUGCCCGUCUAAAGUGGCAAACCCUUGAGCGUCGCAUCAUGGACAUCGUCAUGCAGAGAAUGACCAUCUCCAACGUGGAAGCGGACAUGGAUCGCCUUAUCAAGAAGCGAGAAGAGCUGACAAUGCAGCAGGAAGCUCUCUCACAUAAAAGGGAGGUACUGAUGGCCGACGGAGAGGGGCCAGAGGCAGAGGACCGCCUCCUUCAGGAAGUUAACGAGGAGAUCGAGGUGCUGAAUGCCAACAUAGACUACAUCAAUGACAGUCUGUCUGACUGCCAGGCCACCAUCGUGCAGAUAGAGGAGACCAAGGAUGAACUGGACUCUGUGGAUACCUCAGUGGUGAUCAGCUCCUGUUCCCUGGCUGAAGCACGCCACCUGCUGGAUCACUUCCUGAAGGCUUCCAUUGAUAAGAGCUUACAGGUGGCUCAGAGGGAGGCGCAGAUCCGACUGCUCGAGGGUCAGCUGAGGCAGACUGAUGUGAUCGGCUCGUCUCACAAUCACAUGAUCCUCGACGCGCUGCGAGAAAAGGCAGAGUGCAUCCCUGAGCUCCAGGCUCUCAUCCACAAUGUCCAGCAAGAAAAUGGUUACGCCAGCACGGACGAGGAACCCUCUGAGUUCAGCCAAGCCUCUGACAGCAGUGUGUCACAGAUGAAGGAAUCCAACAGCCAGGAUGACUUUAAAAUAAAGAUGGAGCCUCGCCUCUCGGCCCAGAUGAAGGCGGUGUCUGCGGAGUACCUCGGUCCCAUCCUGGAUCCCUCAUCCAGCAGCAAGCAGCAGCACAUCACUAAGUCCCUGGCCUCACUGACCGACAUCCAGGAGGAUGGCUUUAGUCUCGUUCCAGGAAGUCUGGCACUGAGCGUGCCCCUCCGGGACCCUUUUCACAGGGAACGAGCGUCCCGCACAAUCAGCCUUCCUGUCAGAGGACACACUUUUCCCAGGCAGUCUCGAGGUUAUGACACUUCCCCCAUUACAAGAAGGAAAUCUUACGACCGUUCGUACAGGCCCACUGAUAUCUACACUCCCCCCUCCUCACCUCCUUUAAGGACAAGGAAUGAUCGCAACGUCUUCUCCAGACUGACCAGCAACCAAGCGCAAGGUUCUGCUCUGGACAAGUCGGAUGACAGCGACUCCUCGCUCUCCGAGGUGCUCAGGGGUGUGAUCAAUCCCAUUGGUGGUGUAAAGGGGGGUCGGACAGCACCCCUCCAGUGCGUCUCUGUUGCCGAGGGCCACUCGAAGCCGGUUCUGUGCGUGGACGCUACCGAUGAGCUGCUUUUCACUGGAUCUAAAGAUCGCACCUGUAAGAUGUGGAAUCUAGUCACAGGUCAGGAGAUCGCCACCCUCAAAGGCCACCCAAACAACGUGGUGUCGGUAAAAUAUUGUCCCUCUUCUGGUCUGGUCUUCAGCGUCUCCACCUCAUACAUCAAGGUGUGGGACAUCCGUGACUCUGCCAAGUGCAUACGCACACUCACGUCAUCAGGGCAGGUGGUUACAGGAGACGCGUGCGCUGGCACAACCACCCGGACAAUCACCUUUGCUCAGGGCGAGUGUCAGAUCAACCAGAUAGCACUCAACCCAUCAGGAUCUGUGCUCUAUGCUGCUGCUGGAAAUAUUGUUCGCAUGUGGGACCUUAACAGGAUGCAGGCAACAGGCAAACUCUCAGGCCACAUCGGUUCUGUCAUGUGUCUGACAGUGGGACAGUCUCUGCUGGGCAAAGAUCAGGUCAUCACUGGCUCCAAAGACCAUUAUGUCAAGAUAUUUGAUGUGGCAGAAGGAACUCUGGGUAAUGUGGGUCCCGCUCAUAACUUUGAGCCUCCGCACUAUGACGGCAUUGAAUGUUUGGCCGUGCAGGGAGACGUGCUGUUCAGCGGCUCGCGAGACAACGGCAUCAAGAAGUGGGAGCUGGAGCAGCAGGAGCUCACACAGCAAAUCCCGAAUGCCCACAAGGACUGGGUGUGCGCUCUGGCCUAUGUACCUGGCCGGCCCAUGUUGCUGAGUGCCUGUCGGGGCGGCAUGCUCAAGGUGUGGAAUGUGGAAAACUUUACGCCCAUAGGAGAGGUCAGAGGUCAUGACAGCCCCAUUAAUGCCAUAUGCACCAACUCCAGGCAUAUCUUUACAGCCUCCAGUGACUGCAGGGUGAAGUUGUGGAACUAUGUGCCAGGCUUGACCCCAUGUCUUCCUCGUCGGGUCCUGGCCAUCAAGGGCCGAGCCACCAGUCUCCCCUGAUUGUGUCCUCUGCACACCGAACCUCCUUUCCUCUGCGACAAGACGGUGAAGAUCUGGCUGUCAAAGGUGUGGAGGAAGAGGUGAGAAGCAAAGUGACUGUGUAUCCUCUGUCAACCAUCUUGCUGCAACAGCAGCCGCUUCCAGCGACACGAUGUGACGCCUCAGCCGCAGUUUCCAAGGCAAUCAAGGUGUGGAUCAUGCAGAAAAACGGAGGACCGGGAAGUCAAAAAAUAUGCCUUUCAGAAAUUUUUUUUAUUUAUUUAUUUUUUUAUUUUACUGCCAACUUUCAAAGUGCCAUUCUGCUGUGGUGCUACUUGGAGAUAAAUGUUGUCAGCCUGGCGAAGCAUCCGCCAAGCAAACAAUUUCUCACCUGACAUGAAAACAACCACCUGCAGCCUGGUACUAAAUGAAAGUGUCCUUCUGUUCUUUCACCAAGGUUUCAGGCAAUGAGAUAUGAAUCUGCUUAUGUAUCUGCUGGACUGCAGUAUUAGGGACUGUCUCACAAACAUUGUGGCUGCUUAGAUACUGAGCACAUUGGAUAAUCAUGUUAAAUGGUCAUGGCAGUGGAUCGGUGGACUGCUGCUCAAAUGUCACUGGGAAAUUACAGACUACCACUAAUUGGUAUCCAGUUUUAGCAGGUGUAUGACUGGUUGUUUAUCAUGUUUGUGUUUUUGUUGUUAUAAUUUCUAAUUUAUUGUUUUUCCUACCUCACUCGUUUUGAACUCUGAACUGAGGUGGCUAGAAAAAAAAAAAAAGAUAACAUUUUUACAGGUCUUUGUGUGGAAACACUUGGUGCUUUAUGUCUCUAAGUCAUUCAUUUAAUCACUAUCGCUGUAUGGAUGUGUCCUGUGUGGGCCCCCUGGCAAUCACACCGUCUGGUUGCAGAACGGAUAUGGAGGUAGCGUUGGUCCAGCAGGACCUGACUGAAUCUCAUUAUCUUUUCUGGAAAAAGCUAACUGCAGCCAAAGUAAGAAAAAGACGUGCAGUUUGCUGACAACAUGAGCACUCCUCACGGAGAUGUGUGGCAGGUAUUGCACUGCGGCCAAAAUGUCAGAUUGUAAUGCUGUCAACCUGCAGCACGGGUGCCGUCUUUGCCAUUUAUCAUUCAAGCGCCCCCCCCCCCCCCCAACACUUUCUGUCUUUUUCAUUUUUAAGUUGGCGCUUCACACUGACCUUACUUUGGAGUCCACCUUUUUCAAGCUUCUUAACUUCAUCCAGAAGCCAAUUUAAUUAGAGCUUGGAUCUUCCAGCUGCUUUUCAGGCAAAAUUUCUUGUGUGAAAGUAGGUCAUCACUGAGAGGGAUUCUUUUCUUUCCACUCCUUUUUUUUUUUUUUGAUCCCCAGUUUUCUUCCACCCACCAUUUAGCUGCUACACUUUCAAGCAGGAAUAAACUUCCUGCGCCUGUGCACUGAUGUACAAAUCUGUUUAUGUGGCAGAUUAGGCGUGUGGGCAACACGCACAUAUGCACAUGCCACGGAUAAAUAAACAGUCUGAGAGGAUGUUUCGGCUAUCCAUCUUGUUUGAUGCGUCUUGGCAUCUUUCACUGUGUUGAUUUAGAGUCGCCAUAACAACACAGAGACAUACACUCUUAGGGACUGCAGCAUGCUCUAAAAGUCGCCUCCAUUGCCUUUUGGUAGCCUGACACCUCCUAAUACUGAAAAUAGCUCCACAUUAUUCCAUUAUAUCCUACCUUUUGCUUAACACCCCAUCAAAAAAAAAAAGAAAAAAAAAAAGAAGCUGGGACAAACUUCAAGCUUCCUGCCACUCAGACGUCUUACUGUUUGAUUUAAAAAAAAAACAACAAAAAAACCCAGAAAAACAAAAACAGUUUAUGUCUGCUAGUCAUGUUCUGCUUAGCAAUAUUUGUUUUGAAAAACCAUGUUUUGCUCAUUUGGUGCACUUUUCCUCGCAGAAGACCCAGAGUCGAAACAGUACGUAGUUAAAUUACGAGUGAUGCUUGGAUCAGAAAAUCGAGUUCAGAGGAGAAGAAAGUAGGAAAAAAACAAGUUUCCUGUUAAAUGUCCUGCUGCUGCUUUAUGUGUCCAACAUGAAUCUGAAGCUGCUUCAACUUGCCAAAAGCAAUUUUCUUGGUUGUAGUGUUCUGCUUAGGGGAUAAAACAUGAUUAUUCUAAUAAAACGUUGUCUUGAAUAAUAUUUUGUUAUGAUUAGAAACUCAGGUAUAUGUGAAAGGAUGACUUCAAACUUUAGUCAUAAUGUGACCCUGCGAACUAGCUUUUUCUACCAACCAAAUGCCUUGUUUAUGAGAAUAUUAUUAUUUUGAACAGAAAUGGUACUGUCAGUGUUUCAUACCACUUUGUGAAAUACUCAUUUUCCAUGUUUCACUUUUCCAUUUGAUGCCCUUUACUUCUUAUCUAUGUACUGUGCCAGUUUUACAUGGCACCUUCCCAAACUGGCCAAAACUGAAUGCCUUGAAAAUGUGCACUGAUGUAUAUUGUUUUUCUUUGUUUUGUGUUUUUUUUGUUUUGUUUUUUUACCAUGAUGACAUCUUUAAAAUGUGUACAGUAUGUAAAAUAUGUAAGUAUCUGUCCUGUAAAGCUGGAGUGACUGGUACAUAAUGUGGUCAUUAGCAGGGUAAUGAACUUCCACAGAGGAAAAGAGGAGGAAACCUUGACCAUGAAUCUGUUGACUGUUCACUGCAUUUUUCUGUGCUAAUUAGCCUAACUGACCCUGCUCACCAUCACACCAGGCUCAGAGUGAUAGCAGUGAAUAUACUAGGUUAUCUCUUUCUUUUUCUUGCUCUUUUAGACUUCUGCUUGUUUUUAGAGGCUCUGUUGUUCCACAGCUUUAGAUAAUCUGCUGCCCAUCGCUUGUACAUUUGCUAAAGGGUUUGAAAUGUCAGUUGUGCCGAUUGGUUGAGUUAACCUCUUCAAACGUUGCUGUUCAGUGGGUGACUUAGUUGUCUGUAUGUUGCUGAUCUAAGUGAUUAUUUAUUACCAUUGACAUGGUUAUUUUUCCUGGACUCUGAACAGCAUGCCAAGUAUAAGAGUUACUCGGACCAGGCAAAGAGUUUACGUGGUGCAUCUGAAUAGAUUUGAAUAUUAUUGAAAGGUAAAACUUGUGUACUCUAUGGAUUGGUUACAGGUUUGUCCGUUAAUUUUGGUGAUUGUACACUUGCCCCAAUCUUUUGAAUACGGUGUGGAUUUUUUUCCUCCCACACUUUUUUCACCCAUUAAUAUACUUUGGUGCAGAACUAUUUGAACAGAGAUCUUAACUGAAAGUGACCUGAAAAUGACAACAACAACAACAACAAAAACUUGUCAGAAAAUUAGAUAUUUUUAUUUUAAAGCCAAUAAUAAAAAAAAUAUUAUUCUAAAAUUGCUAUCAUCAUAAGACUGCAUAUUUGAGAGUUGUCCAGCAGACAGUCAUGGACAGCCUCAGUAAGGACCUUGAGGUCAUUUUUAAAGGAUUUGGCUGUUUACAGAGUGCUGCAUCAGUAAGGGAGCCUUGAG
Molecule: messenger RNA, 8955 nt
Organism: Gambusia affinis (western mosquitofish)
Lineage: Eukaryota; Metazoa; Chordata; Actinopteri; Cyprinodontiformes; Poeciliidae
Gene: kif21b
Product: kinesin family member 21B
Exons: 35
Coding region: 404-5485 (1693 amino acids)
Biological process (GO): microtubule-based movement; mitotic spindle organization
Molecular function (GO): microtubule binding; ATP binding; microtubule motor activity
Source: RefSeq, a predicted model, not a curated record